CUCCGGCUGACGCUUCGCGCGUACCCGUAAGUGGCUGCAAAGAUGGCGGCGCACAUCUCCCUCACACAGCUCUCCAGUGGCAAUCCGUUAUAUGAAACGUACUACAAACAGGUUGACCCAACGUACACUGGUAGAGUGGGGCCAGCAGAAGCAGCACUCUUCCUCAAAAAGUCUGCCUUGUCAGAUGUCAUUCUUGGGAAGAUUUGGGACCUGGCUGAUCCUGAUGGGAAAGGUUACUUGGACAAACAGGGUUUCUAUGUUGCUUUGAGGCUAGUGGCCUGUGUGCAAAGUGGGCAUGAAGUUAGUCUGGCCAGUUUAAGUGUUCCAGUGCCACCUCCCAAAUUUAGUGAUACCAGCAGCCCCCUUUUGAUAACCCCUCCUCCUGUUGAAGGUCAUUGGUCAGUUCGGAUAGAAGAGAAAUCCAAGUUUGAUGGAAUAUUCGAUAGUUUAUUGCCAGUGAAUGGCUUACUGUCUGGGGACAAGGUGAAACCGGUACUUAUGAACUCCAAACUACCUCUGGAUAUUUUAGGAAGGGUAUGGGAACUGAGUGACAUAGACAAGGAUGGACACUUGGACAGGGAUGAGUUUGCAGUGGCAAUGCAUCUUGUAUAUAGAGCUUUAGAGAAGGAGCCGGUUCCAACGGUUUUACCACAGUCAUUAAUCCCCCCAUCCAAAAGGAAGAAAACGCCUACAUUUCCCGGUGCUGUACCUGUCCUUCCUGCCAGCCCCCCUCCAAAGGAUAGUCUUCGUUCGACUCCAUCUCACGGCAGCAUGAGCAGCUUAAACAGUGCGGGGAGCUUGUCACCUAAGCAUUCAUCUAAACCCAGUCAGCCUGCAGUAAAUUGGGUGGUUCCUCUGACAGACAAGAUACGUUACGAUGACAUUUUUCUCCAGACUGACUUGGACAUGGAUGGUUAUGUGAGCGGACUUGAAGUUAAAGAUAUAUUCAUGCAGUCUGGACUUCCUCAGAAUAUCUUGGCGCACAUUUGGGCACUUGCUGAUACCAGGCAGAUGGGAAAGCUAAAUAAAGACCAGUUUGCUCUGGCUAUGUACCUCAUUCAGCAGAAAGUCAGCAAAGGAAUCGAUCCACCACAAGUGUUGCAUCCUGAUAUGAUUCCACCAGCAGAAAGGAACACUUCUGUGCAGACCCUGUCUGGUUACAUGACCCCCAUAGGAAAUGACAUGGCAAACUUAACAGAAAUCCGGCGUGACAGUUCCAGUUCUGUCGGUUCUGGAGAUUUCACUGGUGUGAAAGAACUAGAUGACAUCAGCCAGGAGAUAGCCCAGUUACAAAGAGAAAAAUUUGCUUUGGAACAGGACAUCAGAGAGAAGGAAGAGGCCAUUAGACAGAAAAGCACAGAGGUACAGGAACUACAAAAUGAUUUGGACCGUGAGACAUCAACACUACAGGAACUAGAAGCACAAAAGCAGGAUGCACAGGACCGACUGGAAGAAAUGGACCAACAAAAAGCUAAACUAAAAGACAUGCUGAAUGAUGUCAGGCAAAAGUGCCAGGAGGAAGGACAAAUGAUCUCCUCGCUAAAGUUACAGAUUCAGUCCCAAGAAUCCGAUGUACAGGCACAGGAGGAGGAACUUAAUAGGGCCAAAUCAGAGCUAAACAGGUUACAGCAAGAAGAGAGUCAGCUGGAGCAGAGUAUCCAGGCAGGCAAGAUUCAGCUAGAGACCAUUAUAAAGUCAUUGAAAUCAACACAGGAAGAAAUCAAUCAGGCCCGAAGUAAGUUGUCCCAGCUUCAGGAGAGUCAGCAGGAAAUGAACAAGACCAUAGAGCAAUACAACAAUGCACUCAACGGAGAUCACGGCGGAAGUCUGAAUAACUUACCAGAUGCUGAUUCCUAUUCCUCAAACGAGAGGCUGGAGCUUUCCACAGCAGCGGACGAUCCGUUCAAGAACAAAGCUCUUUUGUUUAAUAACAGCAGCAGUCAGGACAUUUAUUCUGAUCCGUUCCAAACCGAGGAUCCCUUCACGGCUGAUCCAUUCAAAGGAACUGAUCCAUUCAAGAGCAAUCCUUUUGGUGAUGAUCCAUUUAAGGAAAGCGACCCAUUUCAUGCUCCUACUUCAGAUGACCCUUUCCAGAAGCCCAGUAAAGGCGACCCUUUUUCUACUGACCCCUUCACUAAGAAUAAUGUCCAUUCGAUGACAUUGCCUUUAAAGUCUGAUCCUUUUGAGAGCAGAGAUCCUUUCUCCUCUUCAACGCUGCCAAAGAAAGAACCAGACCCUUUUGGGACACUGGAUCCUUUUGGAAGUAGUGCUUUCAGCAGCAAUGAAAGUUUUGCAGAUUUUAGCCACAUGUCCAAGCAUCAAACGCCAGAUCCAUUUGCUGCCACUUUCCCAAGUACAGGAUUUUCUGAAGACCCAUUUAAAAGCAAGCAUGAUAUGCCAGCACUGCCACCCAAAAGAAGCGUCCCUCCACGGCCAAAGCCUCCAGGUGGUAAGAAUACUCCGGUCAGUCAGCUGAGUUCAGCACAUUUUCAGAAGUCCAGUGAUCCCUUCCAGCCAUUUGGGACAGAACCAGGAGAUCCUUUUCAGAGCAGAAAGGCGUUUACGGACCCCUUCAGUGGGAAAGACCCAUUUGCCACCUCACAACCAGGGAAGCACUCUAAGGGAACAUCUGCUGGGUUUGCAAACUUUGGCUCUUUUGGGAACGAGGAGCAGCAGCUAGCGUGGGCCAAACGAGAAAGUCAACGGGCAGAGAAGGAAAGACUAGACCGUUUAAAGCGCCAGGAACAAGAAGAUCUGGAGUUAGCAAUUGCUCUCAGCAAAGCAGAAAUGCCCAGCUCUUGAGAACUGCACCCAUACCUCCCUUGUCUAUGUGACAUUAUGCCAACUAUAUGACAACUUUACUCUGAAAAAAAAAAAAAAAAACCUAGAGAGGGAAUGCUGAAUCCACCAUCUGUUUCGACAUCCUAAUUUGUCAACUAGUCUUUCACUGGGAACCAGUGACAUCACUCAUGCACCAUCUAUUGAUGGAAAUAUUACUCCGGACAUAUCUCCACUUAGGAAACUGUUAAAAGCAUCUCAAUGUAUGUCUCAUUUUAUUUGUGUGUAUGUGGACAUAUGUUUUCCUGUUACAUUUUCCCACAACAGAUCCAGAAUGCCAUAAUGCUAGACAUGGUAUCAGAAUAUUAUACUGUAAUAUAAGGGCAGCUAUUUCAGGAGUAGAUGCAAAAUUGGCAGCAUUUCCAAUAAACUGCAAAAAAUGAGAAUCAAAAGGGUUUCCUAAUGUAAAGUCGAGAGAUUUCUGAUAUGAUUCAUUUUUUAUUUAUUGUGUAACUCCAAUAUUCGGCCCUGUGGACUCUCAUACCUAGAUGUGUGUUCUAUAUGUCAUUUGGGUGUUAGUGGUUUAUGAUUUUGAAACCAUGUAUACGAUCUGUUCAUCUGCAAUAAUCCAUACGUUAUCCAUAUUCCACAAUCCCCUAUGGCAUCAGUCUUUGAAAAUGGAUGAUAUAGAUGCUGAAUUAUCUUUUAAAGCCAUGGUACAAGGUGUUGGUGUCACCCUACCUUUUGUGAGUAUUAUUGAUUUUUUUUUUUUUUAAUGCUUACAUUUUAAUACUGGCUUUUUCUCCGUGGGACCAAACUAAGUUUAAAUUUAAGUUAAAAGCCCAGUUCCAGGUCCAUUAUAUAUCCAGCACUGCUUCCAGUUCUAAAUGCGAUGGGAUGCAUUGGCUUUUACAUAUGAGAAGUAGGCAGCCAGCUAAAAGCCGCCGAAGACCGGCAACCACCAGAGAUGAUCUGCCAGACUAUUUCGAUUUUUUUUUUUAACUAUCUCAUUGUGGUUGUGUUCCAACUUUAAGCCUAUAGCAAGUAUUGUCAGUAUGCUAUCCCUAAAAUUAAGCAUUUAUUAUAUAUGUGCACAAUAUGCAGGAUGAGCUGUAGAAAUGAAUUGUAACAUGUUUACUUCAGUGUUUAUUGUCACAUAAGCCUUGUUUUGUUUUUUGUUUUUGUCUUUCUCGGUUUUUGUUGCUGGACAUUUAGUACGUCUGUUUUUAGCCAUGUCUGAAAGCUGUGAAAAAAAUAAUGCAGAUUUUUAAGAGUUAACUGUUCAACACAGGGUUAACAGGUGCCCUUGUAUUCCUCUCUUGUGGUUUUAUAGCUGUGGUCAAGAGAUAUUUGCUUAGAAGUCACAUGCAAACCUCACACCUACAUAUGACUAUUUGUGGGUUCUGUUUUUUUUUUUAAAUAUACGUGUUCUCUCCCCUUUUGGGUAAAAUGAGUUGUUGUUAUUAUGGGUAGCAGAACAGCCUUAAAAUGAUAUGCACAUCCCUUCUGAAUAUGACCUUGUCUUGCAUUUGAAUCAAAUGCAGUAACAAAGCAUUUAUUAUAUGUAAUAUAGAUUUCAUACUACUAGUGCAUGUUGACAUAUGGCUGGGUUUACCGAGCUGUGCAUAUUGUAUUUAUCAGUGAUGGGGAAAGUCUGAGGCACUUUAUUACAUGCGACUAUGAAAACAUAUCAUUAUAUCAUGACGUCAUAUGAAAAUAUAGCACUAACCGUUCAUGUCACAACUACUCGAUUGGGUGAUGCACUUCAGUACACAUGGGAAUGUGCACUGGGGUAGCGUCUUUGCCGGCAUCUGCCAGAAGCCUUCUGCUAAUUCACCCCAUGUUGUCCCCCUUAUCAUACUAUAGCUUUUUACAUGAUUUUAGUCAUUGAAAUCUGUAUACCAUGUGUCAGAUAAAAGACAGAGUAAGAUGUGCCAGAACUUCUAAUUCAACAUCUUUGGUUGAGAAAUCCUCUUGCACAAUGACCUUCAAAAUCACAUGCCAAGUUUUUCCAAUGCUCCCUCUCAUCCUAUCCACAUUACCCCCACUUUACCAGAAUACUAGAAAUCAAAAUAGCUGUUAGGACAAAGGAAGGGAUAAUAAAUGAAAUAUUAAUCCGUUGUGUGUCUAUUGUUUAAUAUAAGAGAAAUGUUAUUGUUUUAAUAUAAUAAAUGAAAAGUUACUUUUUG
Bufo gargarizans (Asiatic toad) is the source of this 4967-nucleotide messenger RNA. It is a transcript of the gene EPS15L1, whose product is annotated as epidermal growth factor receptor pathway substrate 15 like 1. The record is from RefSeq and is a predicted model, not a curated record. Gene Ontology annotation, biological process: endosomal transport; endocytosis. Gene Ontology annotation, cellular component: plasma membrane; clathrin coat of coated pit; cytoplasm. NCBI's taxonomy places the organism in Eukaryota, Metazoa, Chordata, Amphibia, Anura, Bufonidae. Bases 43 to 2802 code for a protein of 919 amino acids. The transcript has 24 exons. Gene Ontology annotation, molecular function: calcium ion binding; cadherin binding.